AUGUUCCCCCCCACCUCACUAAAGAGCAUCCCCAUCCUGCUCGGCUUCCUAACCACAUCAUCGUCAUCAUCAGCAGGACAAGCCGCAGCCGUCGAAGUAGACCUGCGCUGGCAUGCCCCUUCCCAAACACAGUUUAAUGAUUUAGCUACGGCCCUCAACGGCACGGGUAUCUACGGCUUCAUCUUCAACUCUUCCACCACCCCCGACGCCGAAUACGGGACUUACAACUGGUGCAAUAUGCCGCACGUGCGACACACCGAGUAUCCGGUCCCUAACUCGUCUUUCUCCUUGUCGUACGUGGAAGUCAUCCACCGACACCACAAACGCACCCCUUACGCGGCGAAUUCGUUUCCCGUGGAAUCGUACGCGUGGAACUGCGAUGAUCAGGGAUUGUUUUAUUUUGGGCAGCAUUUGCCUCUCAUAACCGGAGAGGGGAAAGGAAACGGAGCCAGAGGCGCAGAAACGUACUGGAGCGGCUUCAUGUCGCCCGUAAACCCGUUCCAAGCCAAGGGGUGGACGGGCACCUGCCAGUUCCCGCAGAUCAGCGCGUCGGGACUGGAUGAUAGUUGGACGCACGGCGCGGAUCUGUACGGGACGUAUCAUGACUUGCUUGAGUUUCUACCUAGUCGCGAAGAAGCUGCGCAAGAUCCGGAGAGCUGGAGGAACAAGGUCGUCUACCGCGUGACCAAUAACCAGAUCACGAGUCAAGUGGCCGGGAUGGUGAUCGCGGGCAUGUGGAACACGACGGAUGCUGUUGCCGUCAUCAUCCAACCCGCGGGGAUUGAUUCUUUGGAGCCGCAAUACAGCUGUGCCGUUGGCAGUACAACCUGGGACGACAUCAAAAGCGCUUCUAACCCCGCUUGGGCAGAACACCAAACAGCUGCCGAGGACCUGUACGCCAGUCUGGACGAUAUAUCAGGCAUUCCAGUGGACGACACCGAGACCGGCUUCCACGAUAGCUUUGACCACUACUACGACAACCUGUCUGCGCGGCAGUGCCAUUCCAAACCCCUACCCUGCAAGCUAAUCAACGGAGCCAACAGCAGCACCACCUGCAUCACGCAGGAUAUGGCCAAUGCGGUCUAUCGCAUGGGACAGUGGGAGUACAGCCAGCUGUACCGGGACGCGAACUCGAGUCUGGCUGCCAGUGUAGGGAAUUAUGGGGUUUGGAUCGCGGAGCUGGCGGCGCAUUUCAGGGCUGUGGUAGCUGGAGAGAAAAAUGGGGAGAGAGGGCCAAUUUAUGUGCAUAAUGUGGCGCAUGAUGGAAGUGUGAGUCGGGUGCUGAGCAUUUUGCAGGUGGAGAUAAUGGUUUGGCCUGGGAUGGGGAGCGAGGUUGUGUUUGAGGUUUGGAAGAAGGCUGAGAACGUUGAUGCUGCGACAAAAAGGAGUGGAUAUUAUGUUCGGGUUCUGUUUGGGGGGCAGCCUCUGAAGUCGAGCAAUCCGACCCUGGGGCUGAUUGACAUGCUGCCCGUUGAGACUCUGUUGGCCUACUUCGAUGGCUUAGUGGGUCAGAAUGCGAGUUCGAUGGUUGGGAAGUGUAAUGGGACGAUACCUCUAUAG
Pseudomassariella vexata is the source of this 1560-nucleotide messenger RNA. Its product is annotated as histidine acid phosphatase. NCBI's taxonomy places the organism in Eukaryota, Fungi, Ascomycota, Sordariomycetes, Amphisphaeriales, Pseudomassariaceae. The record is from RefSeq and is a predicted model, not a curated record. Gene Ontology annotation, biological process: dephosphorylation. Bases 1 to 1560 code for a protein of 519 amino acids. Gene Ontology annotation, molecular function: phosphatase activity. The transcript has a single exon.